This is a messenger RNA of Lodderomyces orthopsilosis Co 90-125, 633 nucleotides long. It is a transcript of the gene MAD2, whose product is annotated as spindle checkpoint protein. The record is from RefSeq and is a predicted model, not a curated record. Lineage: Eukaryota; Fungi; Ascomycota; Pichiomycetes; Serinales; Debaryomycetaceae. Gene Ontology annotation, biological process: mitotic spindle assembly checkpoint signaling. The transcript has a single exon. The coding region runs from base 1 to 633 and encodes 210 amino acids. Gene Ontology annotation, cellular component: kinetochore; cytoplasm; nucleoplasm.
AUGUCAGCAUCUAAACUAGCGUUGAAAGGUUCAUCCAAGAUAGUGUCCGACUACUUUGAAUUCGCCAUAAACAGCAUUCUUUUCCAACGAGGCAUAUACCCAGCCGAAGAUUUCAUCACGGUACGAAAAUAUGAUUUACCUAUGGUUAUAAAUAAUGACGACGAUGUGAAAAACUACAUCAGUAAUAUCAUGCAGCAAUUGAAGAAAUGGAUCUACGGUAAAAAGAUAACCAAGUUAAUUGUCGUUAUUGUUUCGACUAGUACUGGUGAAAGUAUAGAACGAUGGGAAUUCAAUAUCGAAACUAAAGAUGAUGAUGACGACAACAACAAUAGCACCGUCGAUAAUGAGGAAAAAGCGGGAAAGAAAAGCAAAGAAGAGAUUCAGAAGGAAAUAAGAGCAAUAAUACGUCAAGUAACUUCGUCAGUGAGUUAUUUGCCCAUUUUAAGAGAUGAUGAAUAUACAUUCAAUGUAUUGGUGUAUACCGAUAAAGAUACAAAUGUACCUAUACAAUGGUGUGAUACUAAUGGUGAUGGAAGGGUAUUGGAAGGCGAAAACGUUGAUGAGAUAGAUUUUGCCAGUUUUAGCACCGAUAAGCAUAAAGUAAAGACUUCAGUCAGUUACAAAUAUGAAUAG